Mytilus californianus (California mussel) is the source of this 3659-nucleotide messenger RNA. RefSeq lists its product as uncharacterized. The transcript is spliced from 2 exons. Lineage: Eukaryota; Metazoa; Mollusca; Bivalvia; Mytilida; Mytilidae. The coding region runs from base 1240 to 2583 and encodes 447 amino acids. The record is from RefSeq and is a predicted model, not a curated record.
AAUCGAGGUUGCUUUCCGGUUCCUGUUUACGCUCACCAGCAAAAGAAUUUAACAAAACUUCAAAGAUAAUUUUCAAGUAGAAAUAUUGAUAUUUUUUUAAAACGACUACGAUUUUUAAAUUCCUCGAUGGCAUUUUAGUCUAGUUAAAGUUAUUUUAAAACGAUUUAUGACCAGGAACAUAUCUAAUUUCAGGCAUUUUUAACUGCCCCUCACCAUGACAGAGCAGCGUCAACAGACAUCGUUCGAAAUCAGCGAUCGUGUAAAUAUCGGAUCCCCAUCUCCUGUGCCUGUGGCCCAACUGAUAGAAGAGACAGAUGUUUGGAAUUACUUAUCCUGCAUGGGAGUUGACAGACACAUGAUUCAUUCUCUUCUCAUCAAUUGCAUGUAUACCGGUUAGUAUUUUAUAUAGUAAGAUUAGCUACAUUUAAUUAUAAAUUUAACUUUAAUUUGCAUUUCGUAAUCAGAUUUAUUAGUCGGUAAAUGACAGCAUUAUACUGAAAACAUUAUCGGCUUCAAAUAUAUUAAUUAAAUAAAUCUUUAUAUUUAUAAUCAAUGACUUUUUUUCGCUUGUUUACACCAUGUACAUGUACAUAUAUUCACCAAAAACAUUUUAAUAUAUAUUAUAUAUGUAUGCAAAAUUUAAUUCGAUGAAAAAUGCUUUCGCUAUUAAGCAAAGACAGAUUUCAUGAAAAGAAAAGAGCUAUAAAUACUGUACUUUUCAACAUCUCUUUUAUUUUUAAAAUUUUCCUGUAUUUAGUAAUAUGCAGAUUCAUUACGUCAUAUAUAAAUGUGUAAAUAUAUAUACACAACUUUUCAACAUGUUAACUAGAACUGUUUCUUUGUGGUCCCUCUAUUUUUUUUUCAGUAUAUGAUCUCUGCACAUUGCUGGUCAGUGGUGAGAUGGAUUGAAGACAUCGCUGGACGAUUGUGGUCUCUAUGGAACAAUACUUUGAUGCCUAAUCCUAUAUGUUUAUGGUGUUUAAAAAUAAACAAGUAACUUUCCUUUUAAGUUUUAUCUUAACAACUAAGGCAUCUUAAAAAUAAGUGCCAACUAAUAGGUGACUCUUGCGAUUGUUGCAUAUAAUGAUAUGUAAUUUAAAAAAUUGCAUAUAAUGAUAUGUAAUUUAAAAAACUUUAUCAGAAAUGCAAUCAACUCAAAGGUCCCUAGUCAUUUUAAAAAUUUUGCUGGUCAACGUUUCAAACAAUUAAUAACAUGAAUAAGAAGCACACCAAUAUUACAUGUACAUUUGUACAUUUGAAACUCAUGAAAUUUUGGUGCCUUUUUUUUUUUUAGAUGGUUGGAGUUUAGAAAAGUUAAAGCAGAAUGUAUGGCAAGAAUAUCUGUUUUGGCAUUGUGUGAUAGCGGUAGUUGAAGAAAGUGUAGAACUCUCUUUUAAGGAAAAUAUGCCUAUUAUUUUUGAAAAUCUUAAUUAUAGUAGUGUAAAUGUGUCGGUAUUUCUAAGAAAAAAUCGAAACAAAAUGAAAUCGGUUUUUAAGAAAAAAGAUCUAUCUAUUGGUAAAGAGCAAGCCAUAGGGAUUGCUUUCAAAGAUGUUGGUCCCAUAUGUGAAAAAGAGGGUAUCAGUUUGGAUUGGUUGAAAAAUCCAUCUCCUAUACCAAAUAAAAUUGAUGUAACAAAUGGUCUUAUUGUUGAAUUGAGAAAAGUAAGAAUGCAACAUAGUAUAUUACACAAAACAGUUGCAUUGUGGGUUCAAUUUUUAUGUCAUUUAAAUUACACCCCUGACUCUGAUGGGUUAAAAUGCAAUAUUGAAUUAGUUUACAAAAAAUUGUCAAAGAUUUCUUUACAUGAUAGGCAAAAUGUCAGUGCCUACUUGACAGAACAAUAUAUCCCCCCUCAGAAAGGAAAUACCUUGUGUAAUUCUGACUCAAAUGAAAAAAGGAAUAGUUCAGAAAAGGUUGACAAUAAAAGGUUUCAAGACUACAUCAAUAACGCUUCUCAUAAGUUUGCCGAACAAAAAAAUAUUAUUAUUGACCUGGAAAAAAAACUGGAAAAAACAAGACAACAGAAAUUUAGUGCAAACUUGAAGUUAUUCAAAAUUAGAAAAGAACAUAAAAAAGUAACAGCUAAAUACACUGAUAGUCUAUCAAAAAUGUCUGAAUUAUCAACAAGAAAUGUAAACAAAAGACUGAAACGUAAGCAAACAAGUAUUUCACAACUAACAUCCGAAAAAAACAAACAUGAAAAGGAAAUAAAAUAUUUAAGACAAAGAAAUAAGAACAUAAAAAGAAAGUAUAAAGGACAAUCAGCACUUCUGAGAUAUUACCGGAACAAAAACCUCAAAAAAGAAAAUAGUAAUGAAACUGUUGACUCAAUAAAAAAAUCAGGUAUAAGGACGGAUUCAGAUAUGGAAAACAGAAUGAAAUAUUUGGAAAAUGAAAAUGAAAUAUUAAAAGAAAAUAUUGAAGACUUAAUGAAAUCACAAAUAGUUCAAACAUUUCAUGGGGGAAAAUAUAAUGACACUAUAAGGGAGGUAUAUGCUUCACUUCUAUCCAUGAACGUUGGAGUAUGUAAUGUCGAAAAAAUUGUUCGAACUGUUUUAGAAAAAAUGGGGGGGGGGGGUUAAAGGUUGAACGUUUACCAAAAAAAACAUUUGCAGAAACUAUGCUAAUAGAAGCAAAAAUCAUAGCACAAUUGCAGGCAACAGAAGCAAUGCUAAAUAGCAAAAAUAACACUCUACACACAGAUGGCACAAAAAGGGAUGGUCGUGAAUUUGGGGGGCUGCAAAUAGGAACUGAUAGUGGUCAGUACAGUAUCGGUUUGGUUGAAAUGUUGCGUGGGGAUACAGAAAACUUUUUAGAAAUUAUUGAUUUAGUUAUUACAGAUAUGGCAAAACUUUUACAUGAAAAUUACACUGAAAAAAAAAUGAAUUGUUGUUGUCAAUAAAAAAUACAAUGACAGACAGACACAUAGUUAAUACAUGUCUUAAAACAUCACUGGAAAAAAUUAAACUAGAAUGUAUACCAAACAGCUCUGACAAUUCUGCAGAAAUACGUAAAUAAAUAUCAAAAUUAAAUGGUUUUAAAUGUAACCUGCACAUUCUAGUAAAUUUAGCGUCACAGGCUGAAUCUGGCUUAAAGUUAUGGGAGCAGAGUGUACUUGAAUCUGAAAGUUUUCAUCAGUUCACAUACAACCAAAACACUUCUGAUUUUAUUCGUGCAAGUACAAAGCUGUGUGUGCCAGGUGCUGAUGAAAAAUCUGGGUACGGUCAACUUUUUUUAACCUUUUUAAAACAGCUUGAAAGUCCAGUUGAUUUAAAAAUGAGUACUUUUCAUGGUCACAGAAUAAAUUUAUUAUUUUCCAUGGGAGCAGCAGUUUUUUUUCAUAGAGAACACAUCAAAGAAUUUAUUGAUUCAUUUUUCAGCAUUACAGAAAGGAAUUCAUUAAUAACUUCAGUCUAUUACUAUGUAGAUAAUCCAGUCUAUCUUGCUGGUUGUAGGGCAUUUAGAAUAGUUGACAAAAUUUUAACAGGUCCUAUUUGGCGUAUAAUUGAAAGCACCUCACAUAUUUUAGAUUUGAAUAAAGUUUGGUUUGAUUUUAAAAAGAUUUUAGAAAAAUAUUCAGUAGAUGCCACAGAACUUGUUGAAGGGAAAGUCUUAUAUCCUGAAUAUACCGUUCAAGAUAAAGUUUUUGAAAGUUUAU